CGCUCGGCCGAUCGCUCACGACCGCGCGACCGCGCCUGUCCCACUGGGAGUACGCCGCCUGGCCUGGCCUGGCCGACUACCGCGCCGCGCCGCGAACGUAUCACAACAAACUCUCGACUUGUCCGUGUCUGUGAUGUUUAGUGAAAUGAGUUACGCUGAUAUAUUUAACGCCGUGAAAAGUGCUCAUCCAAACGAGACGUCAAAAGAAGAUUUCACUUCAAAUGAACUGUGGAGGGAGCUAAAGUCAACGCACGAAGGUGAAGCUUCUAAUGCUGUGCAAGAGAAGAUUAGUAGUUUCAAGCUGGAAAGUACUCGGCGCAAAGCCGGCCUGCUACAUAACCGGACUACACUCCCGAUGCGGCCCCUGGAGCGGAGUGCGCCCGGGUAGCCCGGGUCGUCGCCGAGAAGCCGCACUAGUCCGUGGGCGAGCCCAGCCCCAGCGGCCCCGCCAUGGUGCCGCUGCUGGUCGCUGUGCUGGCGUGCCUCGUUUCCGGGGUGCGCGCCUUGGAGCCCGAGUUCCAGAUGCCGCUCAAGAACCAGUCCAUCGCGCAGGGCCGGGACGCCAUCUUCACCUGCGUCGUCAACAACCUGGGCGGUCACCGGCAGAAGUCACCUUCUUCAGCUCAGGUGGCUUGGAUCAAGUCGGACACCAAAGCCAUUCUGGCCAUCCAUCAGCACGUCAUCACCAACAACGCCAGGCUGUCCGUCAAGCACAACGACGUCAACACCUGGACACUCACCAUCAAGAAUGUACAGCGUGAAGACCAGGGGACCUACAUGUGCCAAGUCAACACGGAUCCGAUGAAGAGCCAGACGGCUUUCCUGGAGGUGGUGAUCCCCCCGGACAUCAUCUACGAGGAGACCUCCGGCGACACCAUGUCACCCGAGGGCGGCAACCUGAAGCUGCGGUGCCGGGCGCGGGGCUACCCACCGCCCCGCAUCGUCUGGAAGCGCGAGGACGGCGCCGACAUCGUGGUGCGGAACGAUUCCACGGGCACCAAGUCGAGAAGACCAUCGGUGGUCGGGGAGGACUUGGUGCUGCACAAGGUGACGCGGUCCGAGAUGGGCGUGUACGUCUGCAUCGCCUCCAACGGCGUACCCCCGCCCGUCAGCAAGCGCCUGAUGCUCUUCGUCAACUUCCAUCCGCUGAUCCAGGUGCCCAACCAGCUGGUGGGUGCGCCCGCUGGAACUGAUGUGACCAUCCAGUGCAUCGUGGAGGCCUGCCCCAAGGCCAUCAACUACUGGACCAGAGAGAAGGGGGAGAUGAUCAUCAACAACGACAAGUACCAGAUGGACGAGAGCCCCCUGUCGGCGUACGGCGUCCUGAUGAAGCUCACGGUGCGCCGCUUCCGCAAGAGUGACCUGGGCGCCUACAAGUGCAUCUCCAAGAACUCGAUCGGCGACGCAGAGGGCAUCGUCCGUCUCUACGAGCUGACGCUGCCGAGGCGCAAGUCGCUCGAGCUGGACGCAGACCAACAGCUGUCUGACGCGCACCUCCAGGACACGCUGCCGGAGGACGGCGCCGAGGAGGCGGCUGAGGGCGCUGAGAGCGCGGCGGAGGACGGCGCGGGGGCGGCCGGAGCGGCGGGGGCGGCGGGGGCGGCGGCAGCCGCGGCGGGGACCUCUCGCGCGUCCCUGCUGCCCCCCGUGGUGGCCCUGGCGGUCCUGGUGGCCCUGGCAGCCCUGCGGCACGCGUAACCACACCAGAGGCAGAGGCUCGGGAAGAGUGCGCCCAAAGACUCGACAGAAAGGAAAAAAGGGCCCCGCCUUUCAACUCCUCGAACGUGUGAUGUUUUUGUUGUUAUUGUGCUUUGCGGUGUUUCCGCGAGUAUACGCCUCUCUGCUAGAGCAGAGACGACUGAUGUGUGCGACCUGGACGUUUUGCCACGUGUAGAGGCCAGCGCGGACUAGAUCGAACUCUCUCUCUCGAGUGACGGCUCUGACGCCCCGGAGAGCUCGGAACUGGCCCGAUACAUCCCUGUCGAUACUUCUCUGACGGAAGGUCUGUCGUGCCUGACGGCUGCACGCUCACCUUUUGGCCGCGGUUUUCCGCUUCAAGGUCAGGGGGGUCGGUACUUUUGUUCACAGCCGUUCUCUAAAUGGCAUUUCAAAUCCAUCUGCUCCGUUGAUUGCUUGCUGACGGCGAGUCAGGGGCAUUUUGAAGCCCAAUCGAAAUGAGGAGUCAACACUGUAAAAAGCUUACGAACUAAAUACUUUGCAACGUUACGAACAAUUUUCGUUCUUUGUAUUGCAAAGAAAUUGUUCGUAUUGCAAAUUGAUUGUUUGUAAGGCUAGACGGGUCUUACGAACAAUCGGUUUGCAUAACGAACUAUUUGUUCGUAUGCUUACGAACAAUUAGUUCGUAAUACAACGCUUCAAAAUCCUUCGUAAGCUACGAACGUUUUGGUUUGCAUUACGAACCCAUAGUUCGUAAGCAAUUUACAGUGAAGGGGUUAUUAUUAGUUUGGCAAGCCGCAGGGCACAGAGCCAGAACUCGGCAAACCUCAGAACCAUUAUGCUUUGUUUCGAUCGAAUAGUUUUUCAGCUUGGGUUUUAACAUCGCCGCGUUCUAUGUACCAUUGUGUACUGUCCGUUGUGCAUGCGAAUGGAUGUUCGUUCGUGCUCGUCACAGCUUUGCCGGACCUCGUCCGACCGCGGAGUGGCAGAUCACUGGCGCCAACCGCCGCAGGGACAGCGCCGCGGGCAGAGCCGUGCCCAGGAGAACCAACCAUGUUUAUUUUAAUGAUGUUGCGAAUGCAAGUCGGGACUUUAUGGACCACAGCGUGUGCAACUCAGUCGCAGUUUACUACGCAAAUAUAAAUGUUCAAAUCCUCAUUUGCUCACAGAGACGUGCCCUAAUGUAAUGUAAUAGGAACUAAAAGAAGUAUGCGUGUUAAGUUUUUGCACCUACGAAAUGUGCAGUGUAAGAGGGCAAUUCCAGGAAAAAUAAAAAGUAAAAUAAUGCGUGCGGAACGCGAUUUGUGAGCGAACAAGAGGCGUUUCUUCGUUUUGCAAGACAUGUCUACACUCUUCACUCGCUACAUCAAGACGAAUAGUUACGUUUGGUACAAAUGAACCGUAGCCUCUCUGUCAGUCGCACACAAAUCGCAUUACUUACGGACACCACUGCCUGGAGUUACCCUUGAACAUUUCAGAGGUAUAGAGAUCAUACAUAAACUGAGUAAUAAAAUUGAUUAUAUGACCUGAACCUACAAAGGCAUUUGUGAACACAGAGGCCAUCGCCCGGACGUUGUGCUGCUGUGGUCCAGAAAAAGGUGCCAACACACAAAGAUGUAUUUCGAUUCAUUUGCAACGGCAACGAGGUGAACGUUCGAAAAGUGCUGAAUGAUAUCUGUCAUGAAUAAAUUACUAAUAUUACAAAAGAUUUGUUUGGGUUUUCUUUGUGUUUUGUUUAGGGGUGUGGUUUUGAAUGACGUGCUUUAUGUAUGGUAUAGCUUUUCGGUUCAAUGUUAAAUGGAUGUUAAUCUUGUUUACUGCAACACCUUUUUUCUCAGGGCCACAUAAUGUUAAAAUUGUUUAAAUAUUUGUAGAUAUUCUCUUUACGGAUAAUGGCAUACAUUCCGAUGGAAUACAUUGUCGACAUGUAAAUAAAGUUAGAUGUGAA
Frankliniella occidentalis (western flower thrips) is the source of this 3625-nucleotide messenger RNA. It is a transcript of the gene DIP-beta, whose product is annotated as lachesin. The record is from RefSeq and is a predicted model, not a curated record. The coding region runs from base 451 to 1698 and encodes 415 amino acids. Gene Ontology annotation, cellular component: neuron projection. NCBI's taxonomy places the organism in Eukaryota, Metazoa, Arthropoda, Insecta, Thysanoptera, Thripidae. The transcript has 11 exons.